Messenger RNA from Aspergillus tanneri, 1383 nucleotides. Its product is annotated as putative disulfide isomerase. The record is from RefSeq and is a predicted model, not a curated record. Gene Ontology annotation, biological process: response to endoplasmic reticulum stress. Gene Ontology annotation, molecular function: protein disulfide isomerase activity; protein-disulfide reductase activity. Bases 1 to 1383 code for a protein of 460 amino acids. Gene Ontology annotation, cellular component: endoplasmic reticulum lumen. Lineage: Eukaryota; Fungi; Ascomycota; Eurotiomycetes; Eurotiales; Aspergillaceae. The transcript has 3 exons.
AUGCUGCAGCCCAGUUCUGCAUUUCUUCUUGCCACGUCCCUCCUCACAGCUCUUCCAGCCAAUGCGGAUGGAUUGUACACCAAGAAGUCUCCGGUGUUGCAGGUCAACCAGAAGAACUAUGACCAGCUCAUAGCUGACUCUAAUUAUACAUCGAUCGUAGAAUUUUACGCCCCUUGGUGUGGCCAUUGCCAGAACCUGAAGCCAGCUUACGAGAAAGCCGCGAAAUCGUUGGAUGGAUUGGCUAAGGUGGCGGCCGUUAACUGCGACGAUGACGAGAACAAAUCUUUCUGCGGCCGCAUGGGUGUACAAGGCUUCCCGACGAUCAAGAUUAUGACUCCAUCCAAAAAACCGGGGAAACCUAGGGUGGAAGACUACCAGGGUGCUAGGAGUGCCAAAGCCAUAGUCAAUGCAGUGACGGAUAAAAUACCCAAUCAUGUGAAGAAGGUCACGGAUAAGGAUCUAGAGUCUUGGCUAUCUGAGGAUGAGGAGGCACCUAAGGCCAUCCUUUUCACUGAAAAGGGAACCACAAGCCCAUUGAUCCGAGCCAUCGCAAUCGACUUCCUUGGGUCGGUUAAGGUGGCCCAAAUACGCAACAAGGAGGCGAACGCUGUAGAAAAAUUCGGCAUUGAUAAAUUCCCGUCGCUCAUUCUACUCCCCGGAGGCAAAAAGGAGCCCAUUGUUUACGACGGUGAACUCAAGAAAAAGCCACUAGUUGAAUUCAUUGGCCAGGUCGCGGACCCUAACCCGGACCCUGCUCCGGUCAAGUCUGGAGCAAAAGCUUCCAAAGCAUCCAAAUCAUCCAAGGCUCAGACAGAAAAGACGAAGCCGACCGAGUCUCCAGACUCCAAAGUAGUCCCGGAUGAUGGUCCUCAAGAAGGAUCGAAACCCUCGCAGGCCCCAACCCAGGCAGCUGCCAUUGAUACUCUUUCAACGGGGGAGUCACUGGAGUCUGCUUGUUUGACGUCUAAGUCUGGCACUUGUGUCCUGGUACUUCUCCCAGUGUCCACUGAGACUGAAGCCAAGACAGACCUCCCUAUCUCUGCUAAAGAGGCCCUGAACAGCCUGUCGGAAGUCGCACAUAGGCAUUCUCUGCGGCAGAGCAAACUAUUCCCCUUUUAUAGUGUCCCAGCCGCCAACAGUGGAGCCAACACGCUGCGUACUGAGCUUGAAUUGUCCGACAAGUCCGUUGAGGUUAUUGCUCUGAACGGGCGCAGAGGCUGGUGGAGAAGAUACGAUCCUUCGGAGAGUGCAAACUAUGAUCUGGCACGAGUGGAGGCUUGGAUCGAUGCCAUCAAGCUGGGUGAAGGGUCAAGGAGCAAGUUACCGGAUGGCAUUGUCAAGGAUGAGGCUGAUGAGCAAGCUGCCGAGCACGAUGAACUGUAG